AUGAUGUGUAGGGGAUUUUCAAUCACCCUCAGUGGAUCCGCUCGGAGUUGGUACCGGCAACUCAAACCCAAUUCCGUUGGUUCUUUCGCAGAACUCAGCAGAUUAUUCCUUACCCAAUUCAUAAGUGGUAAGAAGAGUCUAAAGCUGAAUACUCAUCUGUUCACCAUCAAGCAAGGGCCUAAAGAAUCGUUGAAAGACUUCAUGGCCCGUUUCAAUGAGGAAGCAUUGCAAGUGGAGGACUAUGACAACAAAAUGGCGCUCUUUGCCGUGUUCAGCGGUUUGAAAGUGGGGAAGUUUACCUUCUCCAUUGGAAAGAAUCCGUCGAAGAUGUUAGCUGAGCUCGUCACCAGAGCUCAGAAAUACACUAACGCCGAGGAAUUCUCUAACUCUCACAAAAAUGUUCAAGUAGCAGAGCUGACUACCAAGGGGAAGAGGCUGAGGAACGAAGAACCCCAGUCAUCUAGUAAAAAAUCAGACGACCGCGCUCCUCGUGAUCAUCGCCUGAGUAGAAAACCUGAGGGCAAGUUUCGUUCUUACACUCCCUUCAACACAUCUACAAAACAAAUACUGCUGGACAUCAGAGGCUAG
Magnolia sinica is the source of this 588-nucleotide messenger RNA. RefSeq lists its product as uncharacterized. The record is from RefSeq and is a predicted model, not a curated record. Bases 1 to 588 code for a protein of 195 amino acids. The transcript has a single exon. Lineage: Eukaryota; Viridiplantae; Streptophyta; Magnoliopsida; Magnoliales; Magnoliaceae.